UAAUAAUUAGUCACUAUGGAUUGCGGUGGAGUUUUUGUUAAAUAUGUGCUUUUUGUAUUCAAUAUAUUGUGUUUGAUAUGCGGUAUUUUGCUUAUUAUAUUUGGGUCAAUUUUGGUGUCGCAUAUCAAACACUUUUCCGACUUCGAGGAAAUUUACCAAGCGAAUAGUGUGUCUAUUAUUAUACUGAUCCUCGGAUGUGUUAUCUUUAUCGUUGCGUUCCUUGGAUGCUGCGGUGCCAUUCGCGAGGAUGCCUGUGCCCUUACAACGUACUCAAUCAUCAUGUUGUGUUUGUUCUUGUGUCAAUUAGCUCUGAUCAUCUAUAUUUGGGUAGAUCAUGUGCAAAUACGUGAGUCUCUCGAUAAAGUCGUGGAAGCCAUUUGGAAUCAGAGGAAAUCGUCGAAUGCCUUAAUGAAUAGUCUGCAGACAACUUUACAAUGCUGUGGCCUGAACAAAUACUACGAUUAUGGAAUACCCCCCUACCCAGCAUCAUGCUGUGAUUCACCAACAAAUGGUUCGUGCUCAGUGAUCGCCGUCUACAGUCAGGGUUGCAGGGCUCGAGUUGAUUAUCUUUGGGACACAAAUGCCAACAUUAUCAAAUAUGCUGGUCUGGGCGUAACGGCAAUUGAGUUGGUCGCGUUCAUAUUUGCAUUCUGUUUGGCGAAUCAAACCCGGAACAGCGACAGACGCCAAAAUUAUUAUAUUUGCCUAUUCGUUUUCUUUGAGUCAAAUCAAAAACAGUUUUUCGUCGAAACAGACGUGCCGCGCGCGUAUCAACUUGUAAAAAAAGAAUCCAGAAAAGGAAACAAAAGCUAUAACAAAAUGGAUUGCGGAACGUCUAUGGUUAAAUACAUACUCUUCGUAUUCAAUACCAUCGUGUCGAUUAUCGGCAUAUUGGGCAUUGUCUAUGGCGUGCUCAUCCUGCAGAGCAUUGGCACCAUCGAGGUCAAUGGACAGGUCGGAUUCCCACCGCAGGCAGCAUUGCCUAUUAUUAUGAUCACCCUGGGCUCGGUUGUGGUAUUCAUCUCAUUCCUGGGUUGCUGUGGAGCAAUACGCGAAUCUGUGUGUAUGACCAUGAGCUAUGCCGUGUGCCUGCUGAUCCUGCUCAUUCUGCAAUUGACAAUUGUGGUGCUGCUGUUCACCAAUAAGGAGAAGUUUGAUACCGCCAUGGGUGAUGUGAUUGACAAGGCCUGGGAAUCGCGGGAGGCACGUGAGGGUGGUGUUUUUGAUGCCAUUCAGAAAUCGCUGCAUUGCUGCGGACGCAAUGGUCCCCAGGAUUAUACGGUUUCCGUGUUCACCCAGGGAUUGCCAGCGAGCUGCUGCGAAGGCACCUGCCUUAACCCAUUGAACUAUUAUGGCGGUUGCCAUGCCAAGUUUGUUGACUUCAUGUCCGGCAGUAGUGAGAAGGCCAAAUUCUUUGGACUGGGCUUGAUUGGUGUGGAGCUGAUUGGAUUCAUCUUCGCCUGUUGCCUGGCCAACAAUGUGCGCAACCACAAGCGCCGUAAUGGCUACUAAAACAAAAUUUGCAACACCCACUAUGCGCAUACACACAUAAACAUGCACAUGGCAUACAAACACACACAUUCGCAUUAAUUCUUUAAUAUGUAUUGUCGUAGAACGCACAUGAGGAAAAUUAAAAACAAUUCAGAAUAUAUUUGAAGUUAAUCGUUUGGCUGGACAAAUAUUUAAGUUAUUUCUUUAAAAAAAAGUUUGCAACUGAAUGAAAGAUUAAGUUAAAUCGAGAAAUACUUAUUGUAAGACGCUUACAGUUUGUACAACCAUCUAUUUUGUAUCUAAUUGCUCUUAAGCUAAAUCAAACGAGUCCAAAGUCGUUGUACAAAUCAACAAAAUAACAAUAAACAAACACUGCUACAACAUAAAAUAAAAAAUCAACAAAGUUACAACUCAAUAAGAGCAAUCUUAAUGUUAAAGUUUAUCUUUUUUCUUUUCAUUUUUUUAAAUUUAUAUACAUAUAUACAAUGUAGUGUUAAAGCCCUAUGCUAUAUUUGUACCAGUUGGCAAAAACAUGUGUCCAAAACCAUAUAUUUAUAUUUACAUACUUAUGUAUUAUAUAUGUAUACAUACAUUAAAAGCUGUUCAUCAUUUUA
Molecule: messenger RNA, 2105 nt
Organism: Drosophila grimshawi
Lineage: Eukaryota; Metazoa; Arthropoda; Insecta; Diptera; Drosophilidae
Exons: 10
Coding region: 16-1512 (498 amino acids)
Cellular component (GO): membrane
Source: RefSeq, a predicted model, not a curated record